Gilbertella persicaria is the source of this 602-nucleotide messenger RNA. RefSeq lists its product as uncharacterized. The record is from RefSeq and is a predicted model, not a curated record. Bases 303 to 551 code for a protein of 82 amino acids. The transcript has a single exon. Lineage: Eukaryota; Fungi; Mucoromycota; Mucoromycetes; Mucorales; Choanephoraceae.
GCUGGAAGCUUUGGCCUGAAGGUUGCGGUUCGGAGAAUGUCUAAAUCUUUUGAGAAUUAUAUUUUAUUUGAAAAGUAACUUAGAGUUUUUUAGAAAUAAGUUUUUAGACGAUUUCUUUUCUUUUAGAUUAGACAUCUUUUAAAUAAAAAUGGACUACGUUAACUAUAUUCCAGACGAAAACUACAAUAACUUUAUGACUGAGGGAAUGGAAGUUGAUGAGGUUGCUGUUAAGUUCGGCGACAUUGAGAUGCUUAGGGGAAAUGAAUACCUCGUAGAAGAUAUUUAUCAAAACGCAGGAGAAAAUGGAGGAAAUGGUUUUAGAGCUGGAGGAGAUGACUAUUACUAAAACCAAAACAUAUAAAAAGUAUGGGCCUGAGCAAAUCGCACGCUUUAUACACGUAUUACAGGAAAUAGGAGUCACUGUGCCAAAAGCGGCCGAAGCUUGUGGCCUACCUACCAGCAGUGCUUAUAAACUUUUAAACCAGUUCAAUGAUGUUCAAACACUGUUGUAUAUGGCGUAUGAAAAUACAAAAUAUACAAUUAAAAAGUAAUAAUAAUAAAAAAACACAAAAUUAAAAGAAAACAGUUAUAAGUAAUCAGCU